Molecule: messenger RNA, 1923 nt
Organism: Capronia coronata CBS 617.96
Lineage: Eukaryota; Fungi; Ascomycota; Eurotiomycetes; Chaetothyriales; Herpotrichiellaceae
Exons: 1
Coding region: 1-1923 (640 amino acids)
Molecular function (GO): guanyl-nucleotide exchange factor activity
Source: RefSeq, a predicted model, not a curated record
AUGUCCAAGUCCGGGAACCUGGCCGCUUUGCCGGCCAUCCUGAACCCUUCUGAGUCGCCCACGAUCUACUAUGCUGAAGACCCUCCUUACCUACCUCGCAUCCUCGUCUUCUACUAUCCCGUCCAGUCUGUGGGUUCUCUGGCCUCGACCUCCCGUAUUCGAACCACCAUCCUCAGCGCUGCCGGUUUCAAGAGCUAUGGCGCUUUUUCAGUGGCCCCCAAUAGCAGCUACUACGCCGCCGUCCAUAAGUUGCCAGAAGACAAACAGCGAGACGAUGUUUCUCGAGGACUCGCGUUCGCCCUCUGCAGAUACUUCUCCGAGGUGCCCACGGAGGUCAAGAACGCCAUAGCGGACGAGAACUUACAUCACGGCAUUGCGCUGAAAUGGGGUCAAACCCAUGCCGCCCAGGUGACCUGUCGAAUGAGCAAAGUCACAAACCCAGACGAGAUCGUCGAAGCCCUCCGUCCAUUCUCCAAAGAACGUCCCCCGAGCCCCCAGUCGCCGAUAAAGCCACUUGCUUCGAUCAGGAAGACAAGGCCGUCGUUUCUCCCUCAAGAAUCUGGAAACCACGGAACAUCUCGCGCGCCACAUGCGUUCACCCCCUCGAAGCGCAUUCCUAGUAUGCAAGGGAAACGGUCGCCGUCUGCGUCGACACCGACGAAUCGCAAGGCCAGUACGCCGAUAGCCCCGAGAUACUCGUUGGAGCAGCUUGAGUCAUUACGAUUCAAAAUGUGUGAGUUCGUGGAUACGGAGGACCGAUAUAUCACCCGCCUACAAAGCCUGAUAGAGCUGGUCACUGACCAAGGCCGCACGCCCAAGUCGCUGAGCUCUAAAUUCACCGGCUCACGCAAUCCUAAGGCUGUCAGUGCCAUGAUCCGGUUUCCGUCACUACUGGACCAAAUCAGAGACCUGAACCUGGCCUUCUUGGACGAUAUUGAAACAGCGCUUCAAGCUUCCGAGGAGACUGCUCUGUCUUUUCUUGAGUCUGCCCAGCAAGACCCUCGGCUGCUCCAGACGGCCAAAGACCCCAUGGGCAUCUACGGCUUUGCCAAGGUUCUGCUGAAUCACUUUCCCAAGUUUCCGAUGCCAUACCGAGAAUACCUCGACCUCCAUUCCCAAGUCGCCUCCAACCUCGACCAAUUCCUUAAAGAGGGCACCACGUCGAUCCAACAAGCACCGUCCUUGCUUAUGGAGCCAGCACAGCGUAUCUCGCGGUACGGCCUGUACAUCGACACCAUGCUUCCACACGUACCAAGCAACUUCACCGUGGCCAUCCGCACGCUCGAGAAAGCUCGCAAGAUCAUUGCCGAGAUCUGUGAGAUGGAGCCUGCCGCCUCGACCAUCCUCGACUCGUUGCGUAUCGAGCACGAAACGCGGAAGAAAGGUCUAUCCCCGACCAAGCUUCUCUCAGGCUUGACGCGGUCCAACGGGACAUUGAGAGAAGCACCAUCUAUGACGGGCAGUAUCAGAGAUCGUGACGGACCUCGUCUCUUCCCCAGUCUCGGCAAGAGUCUUAGCCGGCGACACAAGAGCCCCAGACCCGGUCUGGCAGGUAUUCUCUCCGAACAGGAUCCCGAACAAGUCAGCAACAUGUACAGCACCAGCGGCGGACAGGCCCGCACCGACGAGAACAGACCCCUCACCUCCAGCUCCGGCUUGUCCUUUGGCUCUCUGCAUGGUCGAAGACCGCCGACCUCCGGAUCCACCACCACGAACCGCUCAGCUCCCAGUCCCAGUCCCAAAGCUCCACUCCUCAGACCCGCCAGUAAGACCGGCAGGGGAGUGUCUCCUGGAGCCGGUGCAGAGCACUACCGGGCCGAACUGUUGCGCGUCGAAGAGGAGAAUUACAAGUUACUUCAGGAAAAUGCGGAGUUGAAACGACUGAUCCGGGAGUGUAAAUGUGGUGGUGCACAGAGGCGGUGA